AUGUAUCACCACCUUCUAAGAACGCCCAUCCUCGCCUUCGUCAUUGCACUCGCCACACUGAUCGGGGCCGCGAGAUGUUCUCCCCUAGCCCCAAUUGCGCCCGACUCUGAUGUCGCCGACUCCAAGCAUAACGUCACCAUCAUCCCGUCCUUCAACGUCACCAAGUUCGCGGCCGCGGCUAUGGUCCUAAGCCACCGGAACUACUACAAGUUCUACGUCGCCUACGACUCGUCCGAGGCGCCGGUGCACUGCUGGGCGGUGGGGACGACGCUGGGCGAGGACUUGAGUAGCCUGCCGCAGACGAUGUGUGGAGACGCUGGCAACGACGACGACGGCUAUGACACUGGCGUGUCGUUCCAGUGGGUGCGGAAGCGCGACGGCUCGUCGGCACUGGUGGUUGCGCGCCAGAUCUCGGACAGUGUGCUGGACGAGGCCGUCUACAUUGUGCCGCGAAACGACACCCCCGUCCUGGGGCAGGGUAAGUUCCGCCACCAGGUGUACGCGGGGCCGGAGAAUUUCACGGUCAAGGCGCUCCGCUUCCAGUUCUACUAA
This is a messenger RNA of Lasiosphaeria miniovina, 552 nucleotides long. RefSeq lists its product as uncharacterized. The coding region runs from base 1 to 552 and encodes 183 amino acids. The transcript is spliced from 2 exons. Lineage: Eukaryota; Fungi; Ascomycota; Sordariomycetes; Sordariales; Lasiosphaeriaceae. The record is from RefSeq and is a predicted model, not a curated record.